AUGGAGGAGUCAGCGGAGAAAACGGCUCUGUCUGCAGAGGCUCAGUCUCUAGGGACAUCCUCACAGCACCUAGCAACAGUCGCCUCGAAGGAAGCUGAUGAGACACUCACGCUUCUUGAAGACGUGGGCUCCGAGGUCGAUACUCUGUCCCCAAGAGCGACCGGGAGGCUGAAGCGAAAGUUGUAUUCCUGUCUUCUCCUUCAGGUUAUCGCAAUCAACCUGAUGCUUUUCAUUGAUAAAGCGACAUUAAGCGAAGCCGUGUUUCUCGGCCUCCUUGACGACUUUAAGCUAUCGGAUAAGAAGUACAAUGAUCUGAACACGAUAUUCUACACUGGCUAUAUUGUCGGACAAAUACCUGGUCAAUAUCUCAUCCAGCGACUGCCGCUAGGCAAAUUCGUAUCUGGUUCAAUAUUUCUCUGGGCAGUCAUUAUCCUCCUGCACUGUACAGCAACCAACUACGGCGGCCUCAUUCCUUUACGCUUUUUCCUGGGAUUUGUAGAGUCCGCGCUGACUCCGGCGAUGGAGACAAGCAUGAGCAUGUUCUUCACGCCGAACGAGCUCCAGCAAGUCCAGCCGAUCUUCUGGAUUUCCUGUGUCGGCUCAACAAUCCCAGCUGGUCUCAUUGCUUACGGGUUACUGUUCAGCAAGUCAACCAUCGCUCCCUGGAAAUUCUUCAUGAUCAUCACAGGCGGCGUCACCUUUCUGCUCUCCAUCUCCUCCUACUGCUUCUUCCCCGACAACCCAGCCAAAGCCCGCUUCUUAACAACCGAGGAGAAAGUCCAGGUGAUCCGCCGAGUGCACGAUACCACAAAAAGCUCCAUCGAACAAAAGACAUUUAAAAAGCACCAGUUCUACGAAGCCCUCCGUGACCCCAUCUCAUGGCUUUUCGGCCUCGCCUCCUUUUGCCUCAUGUUAGCCAACAACCUGACCUUCCAAAUGAGUCUUCUCCUAGUAGACCUAGGAGUCAGCAACCUCGGCUCAACCCUCGUUACAGUGGCGUCGGGUGGCUUCGCAGUCGCCGUCUCACUUGUUGCCUGGAUACUCCUGCGCCUGUUCCCGGGGUACGGUGCCUGGUGGGCCGCCUUCUGGGUCCUCCCCGGCAUCGCAGGAGGUAUUGGAAUGGUAGCCCUGGACUGGAACCAGACGCUUCCGCUGCUCGCAUGUCUUAUUCUUGCAACGAGCACAUGGGCGCAGACGUAUAUUAUCUCGUUUGCUUGGGCGUCAUCCAGUUCAGCGGGUUAUACGAAGAAGCUGACCCGCAACGCCAUCUUCAUGGUUGCGUACGGCAUUGCGAACAUUAUAUCGCCGCAGAUGUGGGUGACGGGCGGCCCGCGGUACUACGGGUCUUGGAUCGCGUCCAUCGUUGUAAGUUUUGUGCUGACGCCGGUUUUGCUGCUUGUUAUUAGGUUUGUUCUCGCGAGGCGAAACAAGGAGAGGCGGAUGUGGAUUGCGGAGCAGGCUGAGAAGGGAAACCAUGGCGAGGGAUUUAUUGAAAGGCGAGAUCCGAAUGGGGAGACGGUCAAGGUCAAAGUCGAUGUUUCUUUACUUGAUCUGACGGACUUGGAGAAUAAGUUCUUCCUGUAUCCUUUAUAA
Penicillium chermesinum is the source of this 1593-nucleotide messenger RNA. RefSeq names its product Major facilitator superfamily domain general substrate transporter. Gene Ontology annotation, cellular component: membrane. Bases 1 to 1593 code for a protein of 530 amino acids. Gene Ontology annotation, molecular function: L-cysteine transmembrane transporter activity. Lineage: Eukaryota; Fungi; Ascomycota; Eurotiomycetes; Eurotiales; Aspergillaceae. The transcript is spliced from 3 exons. Gene Ontology annotation, biological process: transmembrane transport; L-cysteine transport. The record is from RefSeq and is a predicted model, not a curated record.